AUGGAAUCACCCGUGGUUCCCAUGUCUCGAAUGCGAUUGACAAAGGAUUAUACGUUGACCGACGAUGACGAUGACGAUGCUCCUCCCCCCAUCAAGCGAUAUCGCGAAGGGAAACCCCAGGGACUGCCCAUGGGCUACGACACUGAUGCCAUCUACAACAGUCCUCCACGUAUCAAUGGUCAUCGAGUGAGGUCAGAUUCCCGCGAGGGCGCUCGUUCCUCUGCUUUGCGUGCUCGGGGGCCUGAGCGUUCUCUAAGUCAAACCAGCGACAACAUGGCGAACAACAAGCCAUAUCAGGAUCACUCUUCCGAACAUCAAUAUACGGCCCAGGAGCAGGAUGAAUUGCGUAAGCUUGACUUCAACCUGGAGCCUAUCGAUGAGCGGUACAACGUGCGACAAGAUGAGCGCCACAAUGAUGCCGCUUCUGUCACAUCGUCGCACAUGACCGACACACGCUCCGCAGCACCGUCCGGUUCGUCAGUAUCACGACUGCCAGACUUCUUCAGCGAUGAAGUCCUCCAGAUUGUGUUACACAAUCCUAUCACAUCACGCCAGCUUCUGAAAUUCUCUCGCAAGCGACUUUGUGCCGAGAACAUGGAAUUUCUCUCUGCCGUGGACCGCUAUCAGUCGCUGCUCAAUGACGUUGCUAAAACGCUGUUUGAUGUCCAUAAGUCGUUUCUCAGUCCACAGGCGCCGUCCCAGAUCAACAUCCCGGAGCACAUCAUGAACAAGGUGAACAAGGACCUGAAGACAAGCCUGAGCACCACCCUUCCUAAGCUCGAAACCGUCUUCACAGAUUCACAAAACGAUGUGGAGACUCUAGUCGCGACCGACAUCUACCCACGCUUCGUACGCCACCAGAUGACCAUGUCUGCCACGAGAGCCUUAGCAGGAGACAAGGCCAAGUAUGCCGGACUCGGCGACUGUUUCGUGCUCACGGAUCCUUCCAAGGCCGACAACCCAAUCACUUUUGCCUCAGACGGCUUCGUCUCAGUCACGGGCUACACAAGGAACGAGAUCAUUCCGCGCAACUGUCGCUUCUUGCAAGGCAAACACACGGACAGGAAAGCCGUGCGACGUCUCGGGGACGCCAUUGACGCUCGUGAGGAGUCUGUCGAGCUGCUACUCAACGAGCGCAAAAACGGAGAGCCAUUCUGGAACCUGCUUUACGUCACGCCGCUGAGAGAUGCACGCGGUAAUGUUGUCUUCUUCUUGGGCGGUCAGAUCAAUUGCAGCACCACCAUCCACAGCCAGAACGAUAUCUUGCGCAUCUUGGCCCUUAAUGAGGACGUGGAAGAAGACACUGCGCCGCGCGCACCUGCCCAAGAAAAACCGAAUUCUCGGUAUAGUCGCUUCUUCCCAAGCUUCAAAGGGAGUAGGUCGAAUGGUGUUGUUGCAAAGCCUUCUCCAGGCAUGGAGGACGGCCUCCUUGGCAAGAUUGAGAAGUUGAAUCUGCGCGAACAGAUGGACAGCUUCUACACGGCAUAUUCAAAAUUCCUCGUCGUCAACGCAGCGACAUCUGUAAUCGCAUUCCACUCCGCCGGCAUCUCCUCCCUGCUCUGGCUGCCCGGCACCACCGCCACUUACCAACCCAGCCAGCCGGUACCCGUCGGCCAGAAUGUCUUCAAUUUCCUCGGCGUGCAUGCUCCCGGCGGAUCGUUGCCCUCCGGUUUCAAAAGCAAGGCCAAGGCUGCCUUCAAGGAGGGGAAGGCGGUCAGUCUAGAAACGCAGCUCUGCACUACGCGUCACAGAGGCUUUGAGCGGUUCGUGGUGCAUUUCACGCCGCUCAAGGGCGGCAAUAUCGACGGCAAAGAAGAGGUGGGGUGGGUCGUGAUCUCGUUUGGAGGGGGAGGGGACUGA
Messenger RNA from Cyphellophora europaea CBS 101466, 1860 nucleotides. RefSeq lists its product as uncharacterized. Gene Ontology annotation, cellular component: nucleus. NCBI's taxonomy places the organism in Eukaryota, Fungi, Ascomycota, Eurotiomycetes, Chaetothyriales, Cyphellophoraceae. The coding region runs from base 1 to 1860 and encodes 619 amino acids. The transcript is spliced from 2 exons. The record is from RefSeq and is a predicted model, not a curated record.